GUUGAACAACAGAUGAGACAAGUUUCAUCAGAGCGCAGCGUUAUCUCUGCGAGAGGCGCACGUGGACGGCAAACAUUUAAGAAAAGCGUUUCAUUUGCUGAAUGCACAGUUUCACACUGUUCACAAUUAUUUGUAUUGCACUGUCGCGUUUAUGUAAAGAGUGAACCGUAUUUUCAUUCAGGAAUAUGUAAGGACGAGUUGGAGCUUGCCCGAAUUAAUGACUGAAAAUGUGCGCGCUCUUAAUUUGUUUUUAAGAGUCGCUCCACAUCGCUCGUGUUCAUUAUGGUGGACAAGGGACCUCUUCUGACUUCUGCUAUCAUUUUCUACCUGUCGAUUGGGGCAGCAAUAUUCCAAGUCAUCGAAGAACCGAACUGGGAGAUCGCCGUGAGGAAAUAUAGAGCAGACAAGGAGAGCAUAUUGAAACAAUACCCCUGCCUUACCAAGGCUGACCUGGACUACAUUCUAGAGGUGGUGUCCGAUGCUGCAGGACAAGGCAUCACCAUCACAGGCGACAAAACCUUUAACAACUGGAACUGGCCCAAUGCUGUCAUCUUUGCAGCCACAGUGAUCACAACUAUAGGUUAUGGAAAUAUUGCUCCAAAAACUCCUUCAGGGAGGGUUUUCUGUAUAUUUUAUGGUCUCUUUGGAGUGCCACUGUGUUUCACUUGGAUCAGUGAACUUGGAAAGUUUUUUGGUGGAAGAGCUAAACACCUCGGAUGGUAUCUUACAAAGAAAGGAGUAACAUUGCGGAAAACGCAGCUCACCUGUACAGCUGUCUUUCUGUUAUGGGGUGUGCUGAUCCAUUUGGUGAUUCCUCCAUUUGUUUUCAUGACUCAAGAAGGCUGGACCUAUAUCGAGGGCUUGUAUUUUUCUUUCGUCACUUUGACAACUAUUGGUUUUGGUGAUCUUGUAGCAGGUGUUGACCCAAAUGCUGAAUAUCCUACUCUCUAUCGCUACUUUGUUGAGGUGUGGAUUUAUCUUGGUCUGGCAUGGCUGUCUUUGUUUUUCAAUUGGAAGGUGCGUAUGGUUGUGGAGGCUCACAAAGCUCUGAAGAAGCACCGUAAAAGGCGUAGGCUUUCACUGGAUGAGUUACAGCUCAAGGAAAGUCAUAAGACACUACACCUUCCCCCAACUCCCAAUGAUGUCAACAUCUUCAGCUUCCUGUCCAAGAAAAAGGAAGGUUACAAUGACUUAAUUAAGCAAAUAGGUGCUGACAAAGGAGAAAAUCAGUGUGUCAGCACCAUGAAUAGUAGAAAGAACGCAGCCGCAAAGCGCUCAAAAAGCUGCAGCGAUGCUCUCUCUAUAAAUGGAAAUACUAUUGUUAGUCUAGACGGCUCACCUCGACUGAAGCGCCAUUAUAGCUUCAGUGAUAGAGUUGCUGUAGCACUCUCAAAAUCCAAGGGCUACCUUUUUAGCCAAGAGGAAUGUCUUCUCAUGACUGAGAAGCUAGAGGAAGGAGAUACUGACUCGCAGUGCAUGGGAAUGUCUGAGAAUCAGUUGGACAAGGAGGCAGGAGAGAGUCAUAAAGCUCUUAUAUCUGAAGGGUGCAGAAAUAGUCAGAUCACAUGGGACUCCAAAGGUCACCAGACCAACAUGUUUCCUAAUGCUAACAUAACCUUCAUUGAUGAGGAUAAUUUUGUAAACAAUAACCGGGAGGAUGAAAAUGACUUUAUGCCUAGCUUCAAAUCAGAUGAGCCAGAUUUCAGAAAGGAAGAGGACUCAGAAUCUGAAACCUCUGUAUUCACCAGAUGUGGCUCAGACCAUGGACAAUCCUAUGAGCGGCUGGUGGAAGAGUAUUCCAAAGAGGACAACACUGACAUUUAAUUGAAAUUACUCUGAACCAUUGUAAAGUAUUGUAGAAAACUAUUUUAUAAAGCAUGUAUUAAGUCUCAAAAAUCUAAAAUUGUUUUUCCACAAAUUAAAAGGCUUCAGUGUUGAGC
Molecule: messenger RNA, 1940 nt
Organism: Danio rerio (zebrafish)
Lineage: Eukaryota; Metazoa; Chordata; Actinopteri; Cypriniformes; Danionidae
Gene: kcnk5a
Product: potassium channel, subfamily K, member 5a
Biological process (GO): potassium ion transmembrane transport
Cellular component (GO): membrane
Molecular function (GO): potassium channel activity
Source: RefSeq, marked validated